CUUGUUUCUUUAUUUAUUUUCGGUGAUUGCAGAUAUGUAUGCAGCAAUCACUCCUGGAUUAUACCCUUUGCACCGUUGUAAAACUCUCCACCUGGUGAGGCAUGCUCAGGGGGUUCAUAAUGUAGCAGCGGAGAAGGAUCCUGCUGCUUAUUUAUCUGAACAAUAUUUUGAUGCCCAGCUCACGCCUCUUGGCUGGAAACAGGUUGAUAAUCUGCGCAAGCAUGUUCUUGAAACUGGGCUUUCGAAGAAAGUGGAUUUGGUCACUGUUUCCACUUCGCUCAGGACUAUGCAAACUGCAGUGGGAGUCUUCGGUGGAGACGAGUAUAAGGAUGGGAUGGAUGUUCUUCCACUAGUGGUGGCAAAUGCAGGGGAAAGUGACCGUCCUGGGAAUUCAAGCCUGAAUUGCCCACCAUUUGUAGCUGUCGAACUUUGUCGAGAACGUUUGGGAGUCCAUCCAUGUGACAGAAGAAGAAGCAUCAGCGAGUAUCAGUCUCUCUUUCAUGCAAUCGAUUUUUCUCUAAUCAAAAGCGAAGAUGAUGUUUUGUGGGUAGCUGGCACCCCAGAAAAGAAGGAAGACGUUGUAGCCAGAGGAAUGCAGUUUCUGAACUGGUUGCGGACGCGUAAGGAGAAGGAAAUCGCCGUCGUUUCACACGGCGGAUUUUUGUACCAUACCUUAAGUGCUUUUGGCCAUGAUUGUCAUCCAUCAAUGAAGACUGAAAUAUGCAAAGACUUUGCGAAUUGUGAGCUCCGGUCUGUCGUUCUUGUUGAUAGAAGUAUGAUGGGAAAGGAUCCUGCAACAUCUAACUAUCCUGGACAAAUCCCUUGCGGCCUUGAUCUUCCGAGUGAUGUUGCUGCUGAGAAACUUUCAGACGAAGGAAAUGCCAAUUAGUUUUAUUCCUGUUUCGAGGGGAGACCAAGCAUGAACAUUCAGUUUGAUAUCCAGAACAUUUAAAUGGAAAUAUGGAUGGCAAUGUUACAUCCUUGUACAAGUUUGUCUUUGGCAGUAACAUCUAUUUUCUUUUGAGCGGUCCGGAACUCCGGAUCCA
This is a messenger RNA of Hibiscus syriacus, 1046 nucleotides long. RefSeq names its product phosphoglycerate mutase-like protein 1. Gene Ontology annotation, cellular component: cytoplasm. NCBI's taxonomy places the organism in Eukaryota, Viridiplantae, Streptophyta, Magnoliopsida, Malvales, Malvaceae. Gene Ontology annotation, molecular function: phosphatase activity. The transcript is spliced from 9 exons. The record is from RefSeq and is a predicted model, not a curated record. The coding region runs from base 35 to 889 and encodes 284 amino acids.